AUGUUGACGGCCCCACAGUUUGCGAAGUCUACAAAGAACAUCCAAAGCACAGCACGGCAGCAGGAGGAGCAACUCAGUGAUUUAUUUGUGCUGAUUCGGCACGGUGAGCGGCAGGAUCACGUUGAUCGCACGUGGAAAGGCAACACGCUUCUCCCUUUCUACGACCCGCCUCUGUCAAACGCUGGCCGGAAGCAGAGCUUUGAGACGGCGCUCAAGUACUUUGCACUCCGGCAAGAGCGGAAGGUGGAGCAGCGCAUCCGCGGCACGUUCACGCUCUUUCUCGUUUCCCCAUUUCACCGCUGUGUCGAGACGGCAGCGGUUAUAAACGUCAUUGCGUUUGAAGGAAGACUACCAAUGUACGUGGAGCCCCUCUUGGCGGAUUGGCAGCAGCCGAAGGUCUUUCGCACCGUCCCUGUACUGGGAGGCUCGUACAUGACGAGCGGAGAGCGCAGCGUGCCCGGCGCAGAAGGCGAUCGGCUCCUUUUUCGACCACAAGUGGAAGCGCUUCGCACGACACUGAUCCCAUUCCUGAAAACGCGCGCAGCGGAGGAAACCGAGCUCCUCGCCGAGUACAAUAUCGGCGCUGAGGCGGCGAGCGGAUGGGCCACAUUGGCGGAGGAGUGGCUGAGGACGCACACCGCGCUUCCCGUCUGGACGUGCUCCGCGACGGCGAGUACCAUUGAGGCAAAGGUUGCCUCGCAGCCCGACACCGCCGGUGAGGUGCGUGCGACAAGCCGAAGGUCUGCCAAGAGCUGUCAUCCUUCUCCACCAGAUACCUUGAAUAAGGGGUAUCGCGGCUGCGGCGUGGAGCACCCUGAGGGCAAGUCUGACCUGGUCCGCCGCUGCGAGCAGCUGAUGGGCACGCACUUCCUCCGGCGUGCCGGUGCAGAGUCGGAUGCUAUGGUCCCUUUGGCAAUCCAGACAGCCGUUGCCGCGGAGCGAAGGACGCGUUUGCCCAAGUACUUUCAGAUUUGGGCAGAGCGAACAGUGGAGAGCCGCGAGUCUGCCGGGCCACCGGCGCUGUUGCCGCCGAUGCAUGUCAUGGCCAUCACCCACGCCGACGUCGUGUCCACGCUCUUGGAGGUGUGCUGCCCCAAGUAUCACGACAAAGGUGCUGGCUAUUCGGUGCCGUACUGCAGCGUCACGACGCUUCAGCGACACAACAACUACUACCGCAUCCCGACCGAAGAGGAGAGGCAACGACGAGAAGCGAGUGCCAAGACCAUUGCACCCGCCCAGAAGCACGGAAAGUACUACGCGAAGAAGAAAUUCAACAUGCUACCAUCCAGGAAUCAGCUGAUGACUCCGAGUCUAGCAAGACCACCCUCGCCGUUGCCUGUGGAGUGGAAUGUGGAGGCGGUCGGCUCCACCGACCUUCUCCGCACUCGCAUCAUGAUUCAGUACACCAAAUAG
This is a messenger RNA of Leishmania braziliensis MHOM/BR/75/M2904, 1413 nucleotides long. RefSeq lists its product as hypothetical. NCBI's taxonomy places the organism in Eukaryota, Euglenozoa, Kinetoplastea, Trypanosomatida, Trypanosomatidae. The record is from RefSeq and is a predicted model, not a curated record. The transcript has a single exon. Bases 1 to 1413 code for a protein of 470 amino acids.